Callithrix jacchus (white-tufted-ear marmoset) is the source of this 4998-nucleotide messenger RNA. It is a transcript of the gene CLNK, whose product is annotated as cytokine dependent hematopoietic cell linker. NCBI's taxonomy places the organism in Eukaryota, Metazoa, Chordata, Mammalia, Primates, Cebidae. The record is from RefSeq and is a predicted model, not a curated record. Gene Ontology annotation, biological process: cell surface receptor protein tyrosine kinase signaling pathway; intracellular signal transduction.
GUCCUGCUGGCCCUUGGGUCAGAACUCUCAGGUCUGUGGCUGCAUGUCACAGGAAACCAAACCUAAAAGGGACCUAUCAGGAGGUUUUCUGCUGAAAGGCACUGCUCAGCAUUGAGAAACAAUUCAACACACGGCCUUACUAAUUUCCAGCACCCCCGAGAUCUCUGCAUUGCCUCCCCUCAUCACAGGAGACGGUCGCCUCAGCCUUUGGUGCCUUCCACGCUGUUCAGGCUGAGUUGAAGAUCCCUCUUAUCUGCUGGGUGUCAAGAACUAUGAACAGGCAGGGCAAUAGAAGGACAACUAAAGAAGGAUCCAACGAUUUGAAAUUCCAGAACUUCAGUCUGCCGAAAAACAGGUCGUGGCCUCACCUCAAUAGUGACACAGGCCAGUACCAGAGGGUUAACAAGCCUCUCCCCGACUGGGAAAGAAACUUUCCUGCACUCCUGGAUGGAGCAAAAAGCCGCAGUAAUGAUGACUACGAAGACCCUGAACUUCAGAUGGAAGAGACGUGGCAGUCGAUUAAAAUCUUACCAGCCCGCCCUAUAAAGGAAUCUGAAUACGCAGAUACACGCUAUUUCAAGGGUGCAAUGGACAUUUCCCUUCCAUUAGACACCAGGACCUCUAUCCCCAUUGGACAGCAAGCCUGGAACACACAGACGAAGUUGGAAAGAGUGGACAAACCCAUGUCCAAGGACAUCAGGAGCCAAAACAUAAAAGGAGACACAUCUUUAAGGAAGAAUAAGAUUCCUUUACCACCUCCUCGGCCUCUGAUCACACUUCCGAAGAAGUACCAGCCCUUGCCCCCUGAGCCGGAGAGCAGCAAGCCAUCUUUCUCUCAGAGACACACCUUUCCGGAAGUCCAGCGAAUGCCCAGUCAGAUAAGCUUCAGGGACUUAAGUGAGGUCCUUGAAGCAGAAAAAGUUCCUCAUAACCAGAGGAAGCCCAAAUCAACUCAUCUGUUGCAAAACAAAAAUACUCAAGAGAUUCCACUUGCCAUUAGCAGUUCUUCAUUCAUAACGAGCGACCACAAUGUGCAAAACAGAGAUCAUAGAGGAGGCAUGCAGUCCUGUUCUCCUCAGAGAUGCCAGUCUCCAGCCAGCUGCAUCCCUCAUGAAAAUGUACCGCCCUAUAAAUACACAAGCUGGAGGCCACCUUUCCCUAAAAGGUCUGAUAGAAAGGAUAUCCAGCACAAUGAAUGGUACGUUGGAGAAUACAGUCGCCAGGAAGUGGAAGAGGCAUUAAUGAAGGAGAACAAGGAUGGUACUUUCUUGGUCCGAGAUUGUUCCACGAAAUCCAAGGAAGAGCCCUAUGUUUUGGUGGUGUUUAAUGGGAACAAAGUCUACAAUGUAAAAAUCCGCUUCCUGGAGAGGAAUCAGCAGUUUGCCCUUGGUACAGGACUCAGAGGAGAUGAGAAAUUUGAUUCAGUGGAAGCCAUCAUCGAACACUUCAAGUAUUUUCCCAUUACACUAAUUGAUGGGAAAGAUAAAACUGGGGCCCACAGGAAGCAAUGUUACUUGACUCAGCCACUCUCUCUCACCAGACACUUCUCCCCUCUGUAGUGUGGUCUUUGUGUUAUCUUUGGUUUACUGGAUUCAAUGCUUCCAUCGUCUCACUGAUUUCAAAAGAUUAUAUUGUGUGUCUUCCAAGGAUGACUUUUUUGACUUUGUAGAAAAGAAAAACACUCUAGAACAGAAAGUAGAAAAUCAAUCACGAUUUUAAAAGUUCAAACCACAGAGAAAAUAUUUAUUUUCAAACCACAGAGAAAAUAAAAACAUUCUAGUAUCUGGCCACUGGAAAGUAAGUAAAAAUUAAAAAAACUCAGGUUUUAAAAGUAUCUUCUAAACGACAACAAAAUUCUAUAAACAUAGCCAUUAUGCUCAUGAUACAGGCAAGCAGCAAAGGUGACCAGAAGCUAUUGCUUAACUGUUUGCAGCUGGUGCAGAACAAGUCUAUGGGAAAUUCCCAAAUCUAUGCUCUUUACAGGACGCUGUGCCACCUUUAUAUCAGCUCUUUGGUCUUACACAUCUGCAAUGUGUGGAUGAUUUCUUACACUAAAGAUGUUGGUGAAUAUUAGCUCUCUUUUAUUGUAAUCCUAGAAAUUCAUGUAUAAGAAAGAAAUGUGAUAUGGAAAACCAGCAAUUGUGAAUGUCACCUUGAAGACAGAAACUGAAAAUACUCUGACCAUACUGUGAAAUGCCUAUGGGACCAGCCUCCAGCAUCCUCUGCUUCUAGAAGCUUUAAGUCAAAUGGAAUUAACACAUUCAUAGUAAAGAGCUCAGAUUAUAUCCUUCUCUAGCUGUCAGCCAAGCAUGUGUCUGAGGGAAACUAAAAAUUGUAUUAACAAUUCCAAUUAUGGACUUCCAUUCAAAGAUGAAGAAAAACUGUCCUCAAAUUAAUGCUAAUUCUCACAGUAACAUUAGACAUGUCAUGAUAUUUAUUCCUGUGCUGGGCAUGGUAGCUCAUGCCUUCAUUUAAUAAAAUAAAAUUAAGAGGAUUUAAUUUUACUCUUGUUUUACAAUAAAGAUGAGGAAGCAGAGGCUUGAAGAAGCUAUGAAUCUUAAUCAGUUAUGAGAAGAGAGCCCCAGAUUAUAAUCUGCUUUGCCUGGCUCCAUGCAAGCUCAUCUUCCCAGGCACAUUCUCCACACUGUGGCAUUUUACUAUCAAGUUGAAAAGCGAUAAAAAAGAGAAAGAAACAAUUUGAAAAUACAGAUUUACCACUGUAAAAUAAACUCUUCUACUGGCAAUAGGCUUUAAAUAUAUAUAUAUAUAUAUAUACUGUUGAAAAUAACAGUAUAUAAUGAUGCCAAAUGGUAGCAAAGCUUACACAGGAAAUUCUAGAGUAUUUAUAUAAUUGUAGCGUUAAUGCAGAAAGAAAACUGAAAAGCAUUAAAAGGCAAUAGAAUCAGAUGAAAACAAUACCAGCAAUGCCCAGGAUCAUCCCUUCUGUAAGACAGCAGACAAUGAGCUCUCGGAAAAGCUCUUAGCAUCUACCCACCAUCCACACACCUGCUCUGGUGCUCUUCCUUCACAAGGUAAAUGUGAAGUGAUGCCUGUAAGUUACAUCUGAAGCAUUGAAUGAAGCAGCUCUUUGUAAAGCUGGCAUUUUUGAGACCUAACUGAGCCUAUCUUAGAGUGUGCCUGAAGAAGAUUACAUAUGAACCAAGAAAUAAGAAUGUUUACAUUGAAGCUUGGAUAUUAAGGAACUCACGGUCUGGCCAGAGCUAAAAGCUGUAUGGUUGCUGGUCAUUCUCUUCUGGAAUUCAACUAGCCAUGGACAGUAUGGAAACAAGGACUCUACAGAAGGGUUCCAGGCUCAUGUCAAGAAAGACUCUGACCCUCAUCCUACAAAGCUAUUGGGAGAUGACUGAUAACUCCAAACUCACUGACUCAUUGAGGCCAUACCAUUCAAUGCCGUGUUCUCAAGAAAUGUCUAUGAGUCCUCUCAACCAUUGCUGUUGAUAAAAUAGGUGAAUCUCAGGUGGAGGUUAGCAUUUGAUGAGGUGUAUAUUUGAAACAAUGUAUUAUCACCUCUUAUCUUUAUCACCUUAUAUCAUACAUACAUGAUAUAAUUCCAAAAAGAAAAAGAAGUAGAAAUUAAGUAGCCUUAAGAUGACAGCAAGAACAAGGGGAAAAGAAAGAUAAAAAAUUAAAUAUUUUGCAAUAAAAAGCUCACAAUAUUUAAUCUAUUUGAACAUUUCUACAAAAAAUAUAAAAUUGAAAAUAUUGACAUGGGCUGCUUCGGAUGAUUGGGAUUUGAGGGAUUGUGUUAGUCGGGUUUUCUAGAACUCAGACUCCAAGACAGAGUUUGAAGUGCAAACACUGAUUGGAGGUUAAUGUUUGAGAAAAAUCAAAGGGAGAAGAAACAGAAGUAUGGGUAUGGGGUGGACUUUUAGGCUGCCACCUGUGAAAGGGAAGAGGGGAGGCGUGGGAGUGAGUAGAAAAAGCACAAGAUUGAGAUACAGUUCUGGAGGGUCUCGGCCAGCUCAUGGUGAGGCCCAAAGCAAAGUCUUCCCAUGGAGGAAAGAGUGUCGUGGUGGGUCUCAGUGCCCCACGAUGCUAAGUCAUGGUCUGGGGCUAUCCUGGAAAACAACAAAAAAAAGACCUGCAAAUGUUGUGGCAGAUCCAGAAGGCGAGGCUGGAUUCUGGCCACUAACUCUCUGGCCAGGAAGUUCUUUCAGUGGAGUCCCAAGUGACCCGCCUCUGGCCUGCCACAGCGACAUUCUGAAUUCACUGUUUUCAGUGUUGAUCAUAGUAAGGACAAUUACAUUUACAUUUUGCUGGUAAUGGAUGAUUAAAUAAUAAGGGUAUAUAAAUCUAAUUGUAUUUGUUUCUUGCAACACUUCUGUAAAGAAGAGAGGGCAGCUAUUUCUAAGCAUUUUACAAUUCAGAAAAUUGUGCUUCAUUGGCCAAAAUCUCACAGUGACGUAGUUGUGACUAGAACCAAGGUCUUCAUACACAGUUAUACUAUUCACAGUCUACCUGCUUUAUUAAAUCUGUAAUUGAAUAUUUCCCAAAUUCCAGUGUUUUAAUCUCUUUUUAACCAUUACCUUAUGUUUAGUUUAAAAGUAUUACUUGAUAUCUGGUUUCAACAGAGUAAGAGAAUUUUAGUUUUAUCCAAUUACAGCAUUUACACAUUCCAGAUAUUUUUUGGACUAAAUAAUUCCCAUUCUGGAGAAACGUGCAUAGCCUCAUCGUUAGUCACGUAUUGUGUUAGCACCUUCGUGUACCGCAUGUGUAUUCAUUACUAGGCACUGUUGUAGAUGUUGAAAAUGGAGCAGUAAAUAAGAGAGACAUAUGACAAACAAAUAUACAAAAAAAAAAUUAGAUAAUCUAGGUUGGUUUUCCAUUACUCAGUUGGAUUUCUAUUUUAACACUUAUCUCUGAGUGCUUGUGGGGUGAGGCCAACAUUAAAUGUUUUCAUGAAGCUCCCUUGAGAUAACUUUGAAAAGUCCUGAGUCAGAAAAUUUAAAAUUUUCCCAAAUUUCUGUGGGGAGUAUG